Lytechinus variegatus (green sea urchin) is the source of this 2177-nucleotide messenger RNA. RefSeq lists its product as uncharacterized. The record is from RefSeq and is a predicted model, not a curated record. The transcript is spliced from 8 exons. Lineage: Eukaryota; Metazoa; Echinodermata; Echinoidea; Temnopleuroida; Toxopneustidae. Bases 456 to 1970 code for a protein of 504 amino acids.
AUUAUGACGUCAUUUAUUUAUUAAUGCCGAGCAAGCGUUCUAUUCAAAUAUCAUUCCAUGGCACAAAAAUGGGUAUCAAUUAUGACAACGACAGUGGUAAAAGAGCGGCAUGUAUAUGCAUGUAGAAGAUCAAAACUGACGAGAAGCGAUUUAUGAGGGGAAAACUGUACGGAGGCAUGUCGUUCAAUGUCAAUUAUUCGAGGAUGUGUAUACGUUGCCAUGGAAUCUGUAUGUAUCACGAAUCAUUUUUAAUUGGUUCGCUGUUAUUACAAUGAAGCUAUCACCAUACCUUUACUCUGUGAAACCAGGAUCACAUAUAUCCAUAGAUAAAUGAAUGGUAUAGUGUACUUGGUCAUCGAUGAGGAUAUAACCGUAUACCUUCAUGCAUUGUUCAUGGACGCCAUAUCGGUCUAUAGUUUCUGAUGGUGUUUGUAACAUCAAUGGUAUAACUGAUUAUGGAUGCAGUGAAUAUGCCUACGCUGGGAGCAGCGAGAAAUACUAAUAAACAGGAGUCAGGCAGAAUAUUUCUUUGGGACUUCAUAGUUGCAGUCAUAUUAGCAUUCGAUCUAUUUUCUAACUGUAAAGCCCAAUGCUCAGAUUCUGGAAAAACCGUAGAGUUCUCAAGACCUCAUCAAAUAAAUUGGACAAACAAUCCUGAUUCAUAUUUCGGAGAUAGCCCAUGCUCGUGGAAUAUCACCAUACCGGGAGCAGGGUCAACAUGGCGAAUUCAAGUUAAAGUGCUUCAUAUUGAUUUACUUUGUUGCAACUGUGAAAGAGAAUAUUUAUUGAUAAAAGACGGUUCAGAAUCGUCUGCUAGACCCAUUGCUGUUUUGUGUGGUGGUCCUGAAGUUGAAAACCCAAACACCAUAACCAGCAGCGGGCCCGCCCUCUAUGCUGAGUUUCAGAUAUCAGCCGAUGAUAAGACGACUGGAUCCAAACGAUCGGGAUACGCACUAGAGUUCCAAUACUUUGAUUCGGCAGUAUCAUGUCCAGUUGGUUGGGCUAGCAGAAAUGAAUUUUGCUAUAAACUCUACCAUGAAUCAUUACCAUGGCAACAGGCGGCAUCACGAUGUGGAUAUGACGGAGGAUUCCUAACAUCUAUCUUUGAUCAGGAUGAAAAUGAUUUCCUUGUGGAAACCUUUAGGUCUGUGACGUCUUUAGUAUGGAUCGGAAUUUAUUCUGAUGAAAGCAAUCACUGGCUUGAUGGUUCGAGUUCACUUUAUUACACCAAUUUCAGAUCUAAAAGUUCAAAAGAUCUAGAUUCGGGUUGUUAUGUUCUUGAGCUUGGUGCAAGUGGAUUAUGGUCCAUUUCAGAUUGCCAACUUCAACAGAAGUUUAUAUGCAAGAAAUCUCAGGAUGGAUCCGGAGGAAGGUACUGGACCGAGGUUAUUUAUGGCCCUCAAACCAACCCAUCGAAACGUGAUCUUAAACCUGGCAUCGCUUGGGGACUUACAGUAGUCUUUUUCUUACUCGGAGUUUGCUUCUACGGCAAGCGGGAGAAUACUGUCUUUACUAUCAUGAUGGAAUGCUUGAAGAGUUUCUUUGAGUGCUGUGUAGACCGGGUAACAGAGUGCUUUACACCAUGCACGUUAUGUUUUCGACGAAUUCGACGUCGGCUUCGCUUCCAGGCUCGGACGACGCGAACGGUUCCCAGCCAUCAUAGGAGACACCACGAAGCGAUGUACAACCCUCCCACAUCACAGAUCAUUACGUCGCGAUCGACUUCAGUAGAAACGGACGAUCAUAUUACACACAGAGAACGCAUAACACCGCCGUCGCUGUCGUCCUCGCCGUCUAGCGAUGACGAAGACGUAACUUCGGAACCGACUGCACCCCCUUCCUACAUAAAUGCCAUGGAACCAAGAUUUGACAUUUCGUUCAUUGACCAUAGAACUUCACCCACGACAUCGAUGAACGACACAGUACCCACAUACGAGUAUGCAAUGGCCAGAACAGAAACUAAUGUUUAGAAAUCAAUUUCUUGGUGGAUUAUAAAGUGACUAGAACCACAGGUCUGACGUCGGCAUUCUUUUAUUUUUGUUUCAGUAAGCCCGAAGGUCACUUAGGGGAGUGGUGAGGGGCUUUGUAUCCCACAGGGAAAAACCAGUAAGACCAGUAUUUUUUUUUACUGGUUUCCAGUAUAUUUUUACUGGUUUCCAGUAUAUUUUUACUGGGCA